AUGUGGCCGCUAAUUUUAUUUUGUGUACUCGCUGUGUCAGCCGAUGAAGAGGAUUUUAGGAUAAUUAAAUUGGAUUCGGGUCUUGUCAGAGGAAAUAAGUAUUGGAAUGGGGAUUAUUAUGAAUUUUACGGUAUUCCGUAUGCUACGGCGCCUUCAGGGAGAGACCGAUUCAAGGCUCCCCUGCCGGUUAAGCCUUGGGAUGAUCUCCUAAGUGCGACUGACAGUAAUAAACGUUGUCGACAAUGCUAUUAUACUCCAGAGUCAGAUGACGAUGUCAUUCUUGACGGUGACGAUGACUGUCUUGUAAUGAAUGUUCUAGUCCCAAAAGUAACUGAUGAAAGUAAGAAAGCCCCCGUAGUAGUCUACAUCCACAGCGGAGCAUUUUCAGGAGGCAGUGGAAUGAUGGCCAGGUAUGGCUACCUAGCCAGACAUGAUGUAGUCGUUGUAAGUUUUAACUAUCGUAUAGGAGCCCUUGGUUUUGCUUGUCUCGGAAAUGAAGAGAUACCCGGCAAUGCGGGUUUAAAAGAUCAAGUUGAAGCAUUGCGUUGGAUAAAAAGAAAUAUCGCAGCGUUUGGGGGAGAUCCCGACAAAAUUACUCUAGCUGGAUUCAGUGUUGGAGCAGCUAUGGCAGAACUCCUUUCUCUAUCGAAGGCUACAGUGGGAUUAUUUAAUCAACUGAUCUUAGAAAGUGGUUCUGCACUUUCCCCGUUUACUAUUAACCGCGAUCCUGUGUCAACGGCCUGGAAUAUUGCACAAGCUAUUGGAUAUAAUGGAACUGAAAAUAUAGAAGAUCUAACAGAAUUCUACCUUAAUGCGGAAAUUAAAGAUUUAUCGCUAAAAAGCAUAAAUUAUUUUUUACCAAAUAGUACUUUUGGUUUUGCACCUUGCAUUGAAAGACCACAACAAGGACAUGAAGUAAUUGUAAGUGAAUCACCACUCGAUACACUUAAGAGAGGAGAUUAUGAUAAGAUUCCAGUUAUGACAGGUUUUUCCAAUAUGGAAGGAAUCAGUCGAUCAAUCAAAUUUGGCCCAUGGAGAGAAGAGAUGAAUGACAACUUUGCAAAUUUUCUUCCUGUUGAUUUACGUUUUAAAACCGAAGAGGAAAAAAAUGAAGUCAUAUCAAAAAUUAAGAAGCGUUACUUUAAAGACAAGAUUAUAAAUCAUGAAAGUUUACAGCAUUAUAUAGAUUACUUUUCAGAUAUAAUGUUUAAAUAUUCAAUAAUGAAGUCAGCUAAAUUACAUUCGUCAUCGUCUGAUGAUCCUGUGUAUUUGUAUGAGUUUUCUUAUGUUGGCAAACUCAAUAUCCAACAUAACUACAUGGACAAAAUAAAAGGUGCAAGCCAUAGAGAUCAAACUGCAUAUAUUUUAGACUUUCUUGGUUUCACAAAUAAUUAUAAAGAUCUUACUACGAGAGAUAGAAUGACGACUAUGUGGUCUGACUUCGUGCAAUACGGAAAUCCAACUGAAUAUGAAAGUGCUCUACUUGCAGUGAAAUGGAUUCCUUAUUCUGAUAAAGCGAAAAAUUAUUUGGAAAUCAAUAAAAAUCUACAAAUGAAACAAGGCAUUUUUGAUGAAGAAUUUAACUUUUGGGAUGAAAUUUAUGCUAAAUUUUAUUGGAGUCCUACACCAGUAAACCCGGAAAUAACCCUACCAAAAAGCGCUCCGAAGAAAAGUGAUAACUUAGAUAAGAAUCAAACACCAUUCAAAGAAGGCACAGAAAAUAAAAAUAAUUUUGCCAAGGAACCUCAAGAAAAAUUCGUAAAGAACGAUGAAAAACUAAAUGACAAUAAGGAAGCAACAAAUAAACCCGUCGGUAAUAAAUCAUCUAUGGUUAAGACAACGACAAAAACUAGAAUAGACCAAGAUGGCAACUUGAUUAAAGAAGUAAUAAAAGAACAUAACCCAAAGGCUAAAGCUAAUACAAACACUCCACCUACAGUAAAGAUAACAACAGAAACUAAAAAACGUAAAGACGGUAAGUUGGUAAAAGAAGUAAGAAAAGAGUACAUCCAAAAUUCCGACGAAAACAACUCUGAAAAAAAAGAAAAUAAAGUCAGUAAUGGUCAAACAAGUGAAUCUAAAAGCUCCUCGAAUGUAGAGCCAGAUAUGUCGAAGACGGUACCUACAAAAAAGGUAGAAGUAAAAGAGGCGCGAAAGAAGCCUGCACAGAAUCCUAAAGGAAAAACCGAUAGCAAAAGUAAUCAAGAGGAAACACAAAAGAAAAAAGAAAGACAUCUCUGUCAAAAUCCUUCGUUAUAA
Molecule: messenger RNA, 2259 nt
Organism: Leptosia nina
Lineage: Eukaryota; Metazoa; Arthropoda; Insecta; Lepidoptera; Pieridae
Source: the annotation of a GenBank genome assembly